AUGAUAAUUCAUUAAGAUAUAGGCCUGUUUGUUGCAUUCUAUUUCUCUGAUGAAGUAUUUUCAGAAGUCUUAACAUUAUUUCCUCAAGAAAUUAUUCUUAGCUGCACAAAUACUACAUUUACAAGUCUUAUUUCAAAGUAAUUGAAAAUACAAUAAUUACUUUAAAUACUCGUGGAUCUUUCAUUUAAAGCAUUCGAUCCAUUUCUAAAAACCGGUCUAUGAGGUAACUCAUUAGUUCUUAAAUAAUUUUGGUUUUGUAGUUGGUUUCGAUAUUUAUUUAAGGGUUACUCUCAACAAAAGGAACAACUAAGAGACAUCAAUUAUUGUAUUGUGAAAAGAGUCAAAUCUUAUCAUAAGUAAGGACUCUUAGAAUUACAAAUAUUUAAGGAACUUUGAAUACUUUGAUAAUCAUUCAUGGAAUGAAGUACUUAUUCAUUAUUAAAUCUUAGAUAAUUAACUUGA
Messenger RNA from Paramecium octaurelia, 462 nucleotides. The record is from the annotation of a GenBank genome assembly. Lineage: Eukaryota; Ciliophora; Oligohymenophorea; Peniculida; Parameciidae.